AUGUACAGAAACGUCAAAGAUGUGUUCAUACCGGUAUUUUGGACGGAAAAUAGCGUUUCACUGAGCGACGAAUACACGAACGGAGUUAAAAUUAUGUUGAAAAUAGUCGAAUUCGGUCCUUUCGUUUAUUACGGACUUUUCAUUUUGGGUUGUUUGAUUAUCCUCGGAGUCAUACUGCUACACGUUUUCCAUUAUAAAAUUCCAAGAGAUGAAAAGAAAAGGUAUGAAAAAAUCAUUAUCGUUAUUAGGUAUUGCCAACUUAUCGUGGCGACCAAGAAACGUCACGAACGUAUGUCUCUUUUAAAUCAUAUGAAAUGUAUAUAA
Messenger RNA from Pediculus humanus corporis (human body louse), 324 nucleotides. RefSeq lists its product as uncharacterized. Gene Ontology annotation, cellular component: membrane. Lineage: Eukaryota; Metazoa; Arthropoda; Insecta; Psocodea; Pediculidae. Bases 1 to 324 code for a protein of 107 amino acids. The record is from RefSeq and is a predicted model, not a curated record. The transcript has a single exon.